GCAUCUUAAAAAUAAAGAAAAUAUUACAUGUUGAGGCGCUAACAUUCCGCUAAUUCUUUGCGUGGGAGAAGUUCACAUUUGCAACACUGAACAUGCGAUGUAACUGCUACAUGUCUGAAAUGAUGUGCCUUUAAAAAUUAACACCACCUAUAGGCCACUUUUGCGGAAAAAUAUGGUUAAUGCGUUGUUGUGUUUUAAUUGAACAAAUCGCCGACACAACCGUGACGACAUCUUUACUGCCUUUAUCUUUUUUAACAAGUGUAUUAAAGUGUGAGUGUUUUGUUAUAUGUUUCCAUUAGCUUUAGCAGUCAGUCCAGUUAGCUAUUUGCUAAAACCAGUCAUUUCCUCUGUGGACAGUUAGCAGUUAGAAACUUCAAAUGUUUUGGCUUAAAAAAAAUCAUUAGAAACGUUUCUGAUCUUUAGAUAUUAAUAACCCAAGUACAACAAAUACUGAUGUCUGAGUGUGGAUCACACCGACGUGGUGCGUGGACAGGUCCAGGUCUCACUCUCUCCUCCGGGAGGGGCGGGGACAGUUUUGGGGGGGCGGUGAUGAAGAGGAGGAGCAGCUGCUUUUACUUCAAUCUGUCGCAACGUUUUCUUCUACUUCUUUGUUUUCCAGGAAAAAAAGUUUGGAGAAACAAACUAGAACCGUGUGGAACCGGAUCAGGUCCCGGGAUCAAACUGGAUUACUGGAGCCGGACCAGCAGAAGGAGAGAGGGCGUCGGACCAGAGUCCGAAUAAUGGACCAUCAGUAGGACUGGGACUGGGACUGGGACUGGCGGAGACGUGUGGUGUGUGAUGGACGUCAGAGUUUUCAACAUCAGCUGAGGACUCGAUCACUUUGUUCGAUUCUCUUAUCAAUAACUUUAUUAAUCCGCGGGAUGGCGGCGUGGCCGCGCCUGCUACUGCUGCUCGCGCUCUGGAGCUUCGGGCACGCAAAAAACACGUACCCGCUGCGACCCUCCUACAGCCUGUACACGGGCGGACACGCGCACGCAGGGCGCGCGGCCAGCAGACAGAGGAACUGGUGUGCGUUCGUGGUCACUAAGACGGUCAGCUGUGUGGUGGAGGAUGGAGUGGAAACCUAUGUGAAACCUGACUAUCAUCCCUGCCACUGGGGGAGUGGACAGUGCAGCAGGGUGGUGGUCUACCGUACCUACAUGAGGCCACGCUACAAAGUGGCUUACAAGAUGGUGACAGCAAUGGAAUGGAAAUGUUGUCAAGGUUACAGCGGAGAUGAUUGCAGUGUUGGGCCAGCAGAUGGAGCUGGAGGACAGGUGUCCACAACCAGACCGCAACCCAGACCAGACCAGGGUCAUGGCUCCAGUCAAGGUCACAAUUAUGGGCAAGGAGGCAGCAACACGUUACCUGGACAGAGUGGUGAGAGUGAAAGGAUACGACAGCUGGAGGAGAAGAUCAGGACCCUGACCAGGAACCUCCAGGAUUUACACCAGCAGUUCCAGCAGGAGAGAGCAGCAGGAGGAGGGAGAGGAGGGGGGGCAGGGGGAGAAGGAGGAGGAGGAAGAAACCCCUCAAUUGCAGCACAGCCAGAGAUUAAAGAGACAAUUCACAGCAUCCAGACCAAACUGGACCAACUGGACAACCGCACACAGGCUCACGACAAAACGCUGGUGAGCAUCAACAACCACCUGGUGAAUGGAAAGGGCAACGACCUGGAGGGAGGUUCAUCAGCAGGAGGCGGAGGAGGAGGAGGAGGAGGAGGAGGUUUUAGUGAGAAGAGGCUGAACACCCUCAAAGAGGAGAUUCUAAGAGAACUGGAGAAAAGAGUUUCACUGUCCUGUUCCUCUUGUCAGGCCGGCGUGGAGGACUUGCGUCAUCAGCAGCAGCAGGACCAGGAGAGGAUCCAAGCUCUGGAGAAACAGCUUAACGAGAGUCGGUACCAGCAGAGCCUGGACCUGGUACGUAGCUGCUGCAACACCGCCAACGACCUGCAGGAACGCCUGGCCGAUGCUGAACGCAAGAUCAGCACCACAUCUGAGGACAUGGACCAUCUGCAGCACCGCCUGGAAAAGGAGCUUGGUGGGAGGGGAGGAGGCAGCAGUGGGGGAAGUGGGAGCAGCGGAGCCACAGGGGGCGCUGGUGGUUCUAAUAGUAGUGGUGGAGGGGGUGGGGGGACUGGAGGAGGUAGUUGGACUGGAGGAGGUGGAGGGGGGGGGACGGGAGGGGGUGGAGGUAGUGGGACUGGAGGAGGUGGAGGUGGGGGGACUGGAGGAGGUGGAGGUGGGGGGACUGGAGGAGGUGGAGGUGGGGGGACUGGAGGAGGUGGGGAUAGCUGGUUAGACAGUGUUUUGAAGGACCUGGAUCUUCGCAUUAACAACAGUUUGCGUCAGAGGGACCAGUGCUGCUCCAAAAUGGAGACCCAGCUGAAGGACUACGUCCAGAGGGAGCUGCAGGACCUUCGUGUAGUCUUCCUGGACCGGUUUGAUGACCAGACCUUCAGGAUUUUAGAUGUGGAACUGGACCUUGGACUGGUGAAGGACAAAGCAAGUGACUGUGACAGGAAGCUGUCCAGGCUGGAGAACAACACUGCCCUCAUCAGUCUGAGGCUGGAGAAGUGCAGCUGUGAAGCGUCUGAAGGAACCGGUGGAGAGGGCGUCGUCAGUUCAGGAGGAGGGAAACGGUUGCCAGGUGAAGGAGGACUUAGUCCAGGACAAGGCGGAGUGGGCCCAGAGGGAGGGGGCAGUCCGGGUGGAGCUGGAAACAGAGGAGGUGCAGACCGAGGGUCACCUGAUCCAGGAGGACAACCAGAGAAGUCGACAGAGAAGUCUCUGGAGUGGAGAGUGGUCGCCAACGAGGACCAGAUCCAGCACUUCAACACUCAACUCAAAGACCUGUCGGUGUCUGGGGACUCUCUCUACAACAAGGUGACGGACCUGAGCCACGAUGUUCGGAAGAUCAAGGCUCUGACUGGCGACCACGGCGAACACUUCAACCGUAUCGUGACAGAGGUGGAGAUGCUGGGCCAGGACUGUGACCUCUGUGGUAAAGUGGAUGUGGAGCUGCGAAGGUUGAGGAACAAAUCAAAUGAAGCCCUGGGUCGCAUCCAGAACCAGAUCAACCAGCUUCAGAUCCAGAUGGAAGACGUCUCCAGAUGUGGCCACUGUGGAGAGUCCAAAGGCAGCAGCAGCAGCGGUGGGGGG
Cynoglossus semilaevis (tongue sole) is the source of this 3161-nucleotide messenger RNA. Its product is annotated as EMILIN-1-like. The transcript is spliced from 9 exons. Gene Ontology annotation, molecular function: protein binding. The annotation marks the transcript as partial. The record is from RefSeq and is a predicted model, not a curated record. NCBI's taxonomy places the organism in Eukaryota, Metazoa, Chordata, Actinopteri, Pleuronectiformes, Cynoglossidae.